ACUGUAGCACCGUGACUUCCCUUCUCUGUUAAAGGAUCCGGUUCCUGUGAAAAGGGCCAGACGGGAACAGGGGAGACCCAAACCCUACCCCCGCCGCCCCCCAAAUUCCCUACCUAUCCCGCCGGAACACCGCGAGUUGCUCGCCCGAGUGCCGUCUUCCCCGACGCCGAGUCGCCGCUGCCGGGGGUUCGCGAUGCCGCCGUAGCUCUAGUUGAUCGGAAUCUGAUCUGACGGAGCACCGGCGAUCGACCAGCCACCAUGCCGGGAACCGGAGGCGCGACCGUCCUGGACGACCUUCCAGAGUGGAUCGUUGUCGAAGAGAUCCUCGUCCGUUUGCCGCCCAAGGACAUCCUCCGCUGCCGCGCCGUCCGCAGGUGGUGGCACACUGCCACCUCCACCGACAAGUUCAUGCUGGACCACCACCGCCGCCAGCCCUUGCUCCCGAUCCUCAGCCACGUCGUCGUUCCGCAGAAAGCCCGCCUCCUGUUUUCCUUUGAUGCCGGUGCAGGCCAGCAGAAACUCUGCCCUGUCGUCCGGACCUAUGACUACGGUAAACUGCAGGCCGCCUGUGAUGGCCUCCUCGUUGUCUCCCACGGAUCCAUGACGGAUAAGUUCAUCUGCAACCCUGUCACCCGCAAGUCUGCCCGCCUAGCAAAGCCUCAGGCCCAACGGGGUUUUUACCACCAGAUUAUCGGCUUCUACCGGCACCAACCAUCCAGAGGAGAAUUCCGAGUGCUAUGGAUCUCUAGGCCGACGACCUACAAUUCAUACGACACAAAUUACAGAACUUUCUACUACGUCAUAGUGGUGGGAUCCGAUAAUACAAGAUGCAUCAGACAAGGAUGCAUCCCACAACCAACAUCCUCGCCGCCUUCCUUGGAUCUGGCUUUACGCAGGGGCCUGCCUGAUUCGUCCCAGUAUCCACCAGUCCACCACCGUGGCGGCCUGCACUGGAGACUUAGAAGAUACCACGGCUCCGAUGCGGACUACAUAAUGGUGUUCAACACAGCAGCUGAAACAUUUCGAUUGAUGUGUCGUCCUGCCCGAUUGGGCAACUGCUUACAUGAGUCAUUGCUGGAGAUGGAUGACACUCUUGCUUUGUGCAGCAUCUGCAGUGACAAACACACCAUAGACUUUUGGGUGCUACAGGACUACGAUGCUGAAACAUGGUCUUUCAAGCAUCGGAUUAAUUUGAUUGGGGUGGAUCCAUCAGCGCUUGUUGAUCCAGAGGUCAUAAUAGCCCCUAGUAUGGCUGUUCUCAGUGGGGGUGAGAUGCUGAUUCGGUUUACUCAUAGGGGUGUGUUGCAUUUUGAUGUUGAUGGCAAGUUUUUAGGAUAUGUGAAAAGCCAAGAUGGCCAAGAAAUCAAUUUGUGGGUUACCGGGCAUUACCUCCAGGAGAGCAUUAUUCCCGGUCCACUGUUCCAUGAGAUGAGAGAAGAUGAUGGUGCGAACCAGGAGCCUCCAUUUUUUGUAGGACUGUAGGAUGCAGUGCUUGAUCUGGACGUUCUACACUGCUGGUUUGCAGCGCCAUUGGAGUAUCUAUUCUAAUUCUAUAUGAGCCUUUACUUUUGUUCUUAGUUGGUCUUCUUAGUGCUGCUUGUAAAACUGAACAAUUCGGAUGGUAGGAGAGCUCCUCUGCUAUCAGCAUUUGGUGUCUAUUAUCUUGGAUUUAGCAUAAUGAUGGACUACUUACUCUA
Molecule: messenger RNA, 1697 nt
Organism: Triticum aestivum (bread wheat)
Lineage: Eukaryota; Viridiplantae; Streptophyta; Magnoliopsida; Poales; Poaceae
Exons: 3
Coding region: 259-1482 (407 amino acids)
Molecular function (GO): protein binding
Source: RefSeq, a predicted model, not a curated record